Messenger RNA from Purpureocillium lilacinum, 1050 nucleotides. RefSeq lists its product as uncharacterized. Gene Ontology annotation, biological process: S-methylmethionine cycle. Gene Ontology annotation, molecular function: S-adenosylmethionine-homocysteine S-methyltransferase activity. NCBI's taxonomy places the organism in Eukaryota, Fungi, Ascomycota, Sordariomycetes, Hypocreales, Ophiocordycipitaceae. The record is from RefSeq and is a predicted model, not a curated record.
AUGUCGUCCGAACCACCGGUACUCAUCCUCGACGGCGGCCUCGGCACCUCGCUCGAGCGCUCGUACGGCUGCACCUUCACGCCCGCCACGCCCCUCUGGUCCUCGCACCUGCUCGUCUCCGACCCGUCCCUCCUGCAGCGCUGCCAGGCCGAUUUCGCCAGCGGCGUCCCCGUCGACGUGCUCCUCACCGCGACGUAUCAAUUCUCCGUCGCCGGCUUUGCGGGCACCAAGACGGGGAACUGCCCAGAUGGUAUCCCUAGAUCCGAUAUCCCGCGCUUCGUCGAGGCCGCGGUCCGCACCGCUGAGCAGGCCAGGGGAGCUGACGGCCAUGCGCGAUUGGCGCUGAGCCUGGGCCCGUACGGAGCGUGCAUGAUUCCCAGUCAAGAGUACAGCGGGCGGUACGACACAGAGCAUGAUUCGGAAGACGCGCUGCGCGAGUGGCACGCCGACCGCAUGCAGCUUUUCGGCGGCAUCACGAACUUGGCAUCACGGAUCCAGUACGUCGCGCUGGAGACGAUCCCACGCGUGGACGAGAUCCGCGCCUUGCGCAAGGCCAUCAGCGCAGUGCCGGAUCUAGCAGGACGGCCAUUCUGGAUGAGCUGUCUCUUCCCGCAUGCCGACGCGGACACCCUCCCCGACGGGUCGUCGCCCGAGGAGGCCGUCCGCGCGAUGCUUGACCCCGGCGUCGCGUCCACCCGGCCGUGGGGCAUCGGCAUCAACUGCACAAAGGUGUGGAAGCUGGACGCCCUGCUGCGACGUUACGAAGCCGCCGUUGCGGGCUUGCUCCAGGAGGGUGUGAUCAAGGCGUGGCCGGCGCUGGUGCUUUACCCGGACGGCACAAACGGCGAGGUGUACAACACGUCGACGCAGAAGUGGGAAAUGCCGGAGGAUGUCAAGGGCGAGGACCGGGCAACGUGGGAAGAUCAACUGAAGGGCGUUGUGCUCGGGACACAGCAACGGGGCAAGUGGCAGCAGAUCAUCGUGGGCGGGUGCUGCAUGGCCGGAGCAGAAGACAUCAAACGCCUUCGCCGCGCGUUGGUAGGCAGGUGA